UAAAAAAAAUAAGUUAAGAUCAUAUCAGUUUAAAUCAGAUGAGAUUGGAGAAAUAAAAAGGUGAACUAAACGGGGCCACAAUCGCUAUUAUGCCAAAUGGAAAGCCGAUAGAAAACAACAUAAUCACCUCUUCUUAUACUCUUUUGUCUUAAUGCGGCAAUUGUCAUCAUCAAAAUGGCAAUCCCCUCAAUUAUUGAUUCACUAAACUAAUUGGUUUGCUCAGUCAUAGAAGUUCCACCCAUCCACAACCACAACCACAACCACAACCACAACCCCCAAAACUUCUUCCCCAAAACUUCUUCCCAAAAAUUUCUCGAAAUUCAUUUUGUUUACCAUUUAAGCAUUAAUUUCCAUCUCCUAGAAAGAAAAAUGAUGUCAUCCGUAAGCCUCAUAGUUAUGCUACUAAUAAUGAUCAUCAUUCCCACCGUUCUAUACAGUUUCUUCUUCAUCACCAACUGCCCACUAAACCUUUUUGGGUUCCUUUGUGGCCGACGUGGGUCCCCCGCCGACAUCGACAACUUUGAUCAAACGAACAAAGUGGUGGAGCAAGAAGAAGGUGAGAGCACAAGUGACAAGGAUAAGAACAACAUAGAGUUAGUUAUCGAUGUGAACUCGAAGCUAGGGAAAGAUGAAGAAUGUCCGAUUUGUUUAGCUGUUUUUAUACAAGGGGAUGAGCUUCGACAACUCAAUUCUUGCAAGCAUUUGUUUCAUAGGAGUUGUAUUGAUAAAUGGCUUUCUACUCAUUGUAAUUGCCCAGUUUGCCGAGCAUUUAUUGUUAAUAAUCAGUCUAAGCCUAUCAAGGAAAGAGAACAUAAUCGUGUUUUGGUAUCAAGAGAAGUUGAUAGGCAUGAUCAUUGGCAAGGAUUGCCUGAUUCAGCUGGCAUGAUUUGAUACUUUUUAUUUUUUUUAAGAUUUUGAUAAUUAAUUGGUGAAAUUAGAUAGACUUUUCUACCUAAAAAAUGUAAAUUAGGUAGAGUAAUUUGCCUUUUAUUUCGUUGCUUGUUUGAGUGUAUAAAAGAGCGUUUAUAAUUUAUUUAUUUCUUUAUUUUA
This is a messenger RNA of Spinacia oleracea (spinach), 1050 nucleotides long. Its product is annotated as RING-H2 finger protein ATL33-like. Lineage: Eukaryota; Viridiplantae; Streptophyta; Magnoliopsida; Caryophyllales; Amaranthaceae. Bases 370 to 891 code for a protein of 173 amino acids. Gene Ontology annotation, biological process: protein ubiquitination. The transcript has a single exon. The record is from RefSeq and is a predicted model, not a curated record.